AUGGCCACAGAAUUUAGAUUACUGAUGGCAAGAAAAAUUGUCUUGUUCGGUGGAGAGACGUCAUUUGUCGCUCCUAUCUUGGGCAGCGAUAUAGUACACCAUGUUUGGAAUAGCACUAUCUCUCUUAACCUGGAUAAAUUUCCAUUGGAUAAAGAAUCUGAAGUUCAUGAAAGAAAAGCUAUUUUGAGACUAAUUCAAGGCAUAGCUUAUUUAGUAGCAUUCCAAGUUGGAGUGACCGUAUUCAAUGUGAAAUACAUGCAAUCUGACGAAUUUUUGGAGGAUUCACUAUUUUAUAGACAUGUAUACUGUGGGCUGUGGGCUCACUUUGCUCUUUACAAGUAUAUUUCUUGUUGGCUGCUGACUGAAGCAUCAUGUAUCCGAUUUGGUAUUUCAUAUAAUGGUGAAGAAAACACUGAAAUGGGUGUUAUAUCAAAGUGGGAUGGCUGCAACAACAUUAAAUUGCUUCGUUUUGAAGAGAAGAACCAG
Molecule: messenger RNA, 486 nt
Organism: Iphiclides podalirius (scarce swallowtail)
Lineage: Eukaryota; Metazoa; Arthropoda; Insecta; Lepidoptera; Papilionidae
Source: the annotation of a GenBank genome assembly